Messenger RNA from Spirodela intermedia, 5215 nucleotides. The record is from the annotation of a GenBank genome assembly. Lineage: Eukaryota; Viridiplantae; Streptophyta; Magnoliopsida; Alismatales; Araceae.
AUGAGACCGCAGAGGAAAGAACAGGCCUUCGAAGUUUUCGGCACAAUCCUCCGUUCAGGUUGAAUUACUCUUGGAGUCUUUGACUUCAAUAGUUGCUCUCUCUCUCUCUCUCUCUCUCCCCCUCCACAUGCAGACUUGUUUCAAUUCUGGGGCGGCGAAGAUACCUCAUCACUUCCUUCCCCUUUUUAAUUAAAUAGAAUAAUCCAGCAUUUUGAUUUUCCUGCCCCCUUUUUCAGCAAUUCACGCAGCAUUGUUUAUAUAGGUGUCCCUGAUUCACCAUUCCUGGACUAGUGUGGUUUUUCUAGCUGUUAACGCUUUGAAAAUUUUCAAGGUUCUCAUCAUAUUAACUAUGGAAAUAUUGAUCGAGUUACUGACGAGAACUCGCACCUUUAGUUCGUAACUCUUUGAGAUGACAAUACGUGAAAAUGCAUUUCCAGAAGACACACAAUGGAGUGAGGGAGAGGCACGUGUGAUGAAGGAAUUCUGGACACAGCUGGUUCAAGUUCUUUCUCCUGAUAUUAUCUUUAUAGCAGAUCCUGAGGGUACAAUAAUAGGAGGCAGCUCUGUUGUCCCUCAAUUUCUUGGCCAGAGCACUGCUGAGAUGAGAUUGGUCGGUGCUCUAAGAGAGGUGCUAACAGGUGGGCAUCUGGGUUUUGAGGAGGUGCAAGGUGUUUUAAAGGAUGUUCUUCCUCUGGAGCCUGAGAAUGGAAAGUUGAAAAAGGUCAGUGAAUAGAGAGACAGACCGUGAACUGAAGGCCUAUUGCCUUGCUUUUGAUGGGGAGCCAGGUGAUAUAUAUUCUUUGGCUAUCUUUUUUCCCAUUAGGUUUUAAGAAAAUCGUUCUGACAACUUUUCUAUUUAUCAGGCUCUACUCCUGUGGCACAUUCUUCAGGAGCACAUUGUUUGUUGUCACAGUGAGAGCUUGUUACUGAGAGACUAGCCUACUUCAUGGUGUUGAUUGGAUGCCUCCUAAGGUCCAAAAAGAGCUGUUCCUUUUAUUUUAUGUACUGUAUAAUAUCAAUUAUUUCCAACUUUUUAUGCUUGCUUGUUCAAUUGUUGGGCAUAUUUUUUUCAAUCUAUUUAAAAUGCUGGACCUUGUGGUUUCUAGGGGGUUGUGAGAGAAGAACAAAUGCUGAAAUUCAUGGGUUCAAAUACCCAUUUGUCCCCGUUACAAGCAAAAAAGCUCCUCAAUGUGCAUCUUGUAGUUUCUUGUGGUUGGUUUCCUUGAAUGCAGAUGGUUUUGAUAUUUAUACAUCUUCCUUUCUUUUUUCAGGAUGAGAAUGUCGGUCUGGCAUAUGUAAGUCAACGCGAAGCAUGCCCUUCUCUGUAUGUGCUCUCACUACUGUAUCAUUGUGUAGGUUUCAGUGUCUUAUUUUUGACGUUCAAUGUCUCUCUAUAUGCAAUUUUUUUUUUCAAAAGAAGACCAUGAUUUAGCUCAAUGCUCUCGGAUUCAUAUAGCUUGUACAGUAUAGUGGAACAAUAAUGUUCAUCCGCUGAUCAAUUGUUAGUUUCAGUUUAGGUAUUGACUAUUUGUAGCAUGCCUAAUCUCUUUUGGAAAUCAAAGUUUCUCUUGAACCUUUCUUUUUUUUGCAUCAGGUAGAGUAAUUUGGCUAAAUUUUCACAUUGUUUCCUCAGUUAUGAUUUCGCGCACAUAAAUUAGUUCUGUCAGUGACACUUUGUUCGAAGUUUCUCCUUCUUCUACUUGGGUUAGGUAAUUUAAUGAUCAGUGCUAAUUCCAUUUGAUUAAAUGGUGUUACCAUCUUAUUAUUUGGAUCUGAUUAAUACAAAACUACGUCAGUCAAGAACAAAUUCGUAUAUAACAAACUAUUGUAGGACCCCGGAUUUUGAAUUAUCUGAGCUCAUACUUAUACUAAUCUCCACCCGAGCCCAUUACUGCGAGAGGUUUUCUGUCUGGAGUGAGCUGGCUAACUUGCCAUCUUUGGAUACCUUUCCAUUCCUCAGGUUAUGUUCUGGAAGCAUAUCCACACAAAAUAGGCAAAAACAUUUCAAAUUAUCCAGCUGUCGGUUCCGUUUUUUCUUGCAGAUUAGUUUGGUUUUUAUGAAGUCCAUGUGCUCAUUAGCUCUAUAAUUCCUACAUUGACUCCAGAUGUGCUAACAUGAGGCAUUAUUUUCAACGUUUUAUUCACAUUUAUAGGUUUCUUUUGGGUGAGCAUAUUCACAAGGAGGCUUCUUCACACUGCAACCGGUGCAGUUGUCGCUGCCGGCGUUGGCAGAGAAUCAGGUGGAGCCAUCCUGUUCGUAGGUUGAGUUCUUCGAGAUUGAGCCAAUCAUUCUUAUCUCCGUCUCAGGUUGACUUCUGCACAUGCUUCUACUCCUCCUCCUCACUAAGAUAUUCGUUAAAAUAAGGGGUAAACUUGGGCCGGAAGUCUUCAUGGUCCCCCUGCAAUCGAUCCCACCAUUCUUAUUCACCACGGAUCUUUUGGAUGUUCUUGGCAGUAGAGAGCCCAAAGGGUAGCUUCUUCAGCUGUGGACAGCCAUAUACUUUGAUUUCCUCCAAGGAAGGAAACAACAAGGGAUGCCUACAUAUGCUCCUCAACUUUGGAAGACCAUCUAAGUAAAUCUCCUUUAAUUUGGGAAAAAAAGAAUCAUUUCCACAAGCCACGUUGUCCACCAUCACCUCUUCGACUACCAUCAACUCUUUUAUUUUCGAGCAUCCCCUUAGCGUUAACUUCUCAAUGGACGGCUGUUGUCUGAUCCAGGUUAUGUCCUCCAAUGCUUCACAUUCCACAAAGGUCUUGAAGAUGGCAGCUGUGGUGGGCCCCCUCACAAACACGUUGCCAUCUUUCCAAGAGAUCUUUGCUCGGGGAAGAUCUUCCAAUCUCAGUUCCUCCAGCUUCAAGAGCUGGUUCGUGUUGAAGACCAGCUCUUCCAAGUGGGUAGAAUCCUUAAUCUCAAGCUUUCUCAGACCCUUCAUAAUCUCAAGAAAAGCAGACAAAUCUAAAGACCGGAUUCCCACCGCUAUCAGGCUUAGAAAUCUGAUCGACGCACACAGUCUCUGAGAGUUCUGUAAACCCUCCAUGUCUUCAUGCGUCAUGCCCCAUACAGGAAGGUGGAGCUCCGUCAGCUGCCCCAUGCCCUCCAAGUCUUUCAGACAGAGUUGUCUUCCCUCAUGACCACUCACACAAUCGCCGCCACCCUCCUCCCAUCCUCCUCUCAACUCAUAACCACUUUUAGAAAUGUUCAACGACUGCAGGCCUUUAAGCGAUGCGAUUGCCUCGCGUGGGAUUCUCUCCAGAUACAAGGAGCCCUCCAAACGCAGCUGUCUCAGCUUCGUCAACCUCCCUACCUCCAUGGGCAAUGAUUCCAGGAGAGUCCCUGAUAGAUUGAGAUACCGCAGUUCAACCAGUGACCCGAUUUCUGGGGGGAGAAGACUUGUUCUCGUAUUCGACAGAUCUAAAACACGAAGUCUCGACAUGAACAGGAAAAACCCACCGGGGACUUCCCUCAGAUGAUGGUCGUUGUCAUUCAGCAACAGCGUCUGUAGACUGGGGCAACGAGGCUCCACAGGGAGCACGUCUAUCUUGUUUACCAUGAGAGAUAUCCUUCUCGCCUCCGUCCAUCUUUCCGGCGUCGACACGCGGGUCAACCUCUCCCCGGAGUUCACCAAGAAGACAUUCCCGUUCUCAUCUCCUUCGCCGCUGGUUAUCCACAAGGCCAUCUUGCGGAUCGUGCCAUGGAGCUUCACGUGUUUUCCUUCGAUGCGCCCGUCUUCUAGCAGGCAGGCAGCCUUGAGACUGGUGAUCACACUGAGGCCGUAGUUACGAGCUCUCUCAAUGGAGUCGGGAUCGUGUCCCCUAUCUAAGAGCCCUUCGCCUACCCAGUAAUCAAUGAGCUGACUUAUAUCGAUAUCGUCGUCCUCUGGGAAGAGGGCGCAGUAGAGAAGGCACUCCCUGGCGGAUGUAUCUUUCAAUCUGUCGAAACUAAACUUGAGAAGAGUUAGAACCUCUUUCAUGUCUCCGAGCUCCGCGGGCAUGUCCUUCAGCGCCAUGAGAGCCUCUUCCCACUCGCCAAGGGUGGUGGCACCCGCCAUGGCCCGGCCUACGGUGAUGAGAGUGAUCGGCAGGCCUCCGCAUCCUUUACAGACGGCUUCCGCGAGAGAUCUCACAGAGGAAUCCCACUGGUCUUCUCCCUUUCCCAGCUUUUGGCAGAAGAGCCUCCAAGAGCUCGCUAGAUUCAAGAGGGGCACCUUAACUUUCCGGUGAGAGUCCAUCCGGUUGCACACUUCUAGUGAUCGUGUGGUGAAGACUACCUCGCUUCCGUUCCUAAUGGAAGAGGAGGAGAAGGGGACGCCUACAGCGCCGAGAUCUAGUUUGUCCCACAGGUCGUCCAGCAGCAGAAGGAACUUCCUCUGGGAGAGGCCCCUCAGCAGGUUGCUGGCCCUGUCCUUUAGAUUCUCUGGAAAGGGCGGGUCCCGGCCCUGGCCGGGCCGAGAGUAUCCCAACCGGACGGCGAUUUCCUCUUGAACCUUCAGGACAUCAUGCUCCAUGGAGACGGUGACCCGAAUCACCAGAUCGAAACGGCCGGGAUCCCUUUGGAGGAGCUCCUCGUGGAUGGCGUUCAAGAGGGUUGUCUUCCCUAUUCCUCCCAAGCCGUAGAUCCCGAUGAUUCCCGCUUCAUCGUCCUCCACGAGACGGCGGAUCUCCGACAACAUCUCCUCCGCGCCCACGAUCGAGACUGAGGAGCUCGGGAGCGGAACUACCGCAGGCUGCGGCGCCUGGAUGAGGAAGGGGAGAUUGUUCGUUUGGGUUCAGCCUCUGGACUUCUUUCAGGCAUUCGGCAGCUUCACAGCCGAGCCGAUAGGACGAUUGCAAAGAAGAGCGCUCAGAGGAGUCCCCCCCUCUGCUGGAAGGAAACACGGAAAUCGGCCGCCCUGGCCUCGAUCUCCUGCACCUCGUUGAGCCAAGUCUGCGUCUGGUGGGCCGGCCUCUUGUUCUCAAGCUCGCCGUUGCUAAUCUCCUCCAAUAGGUCUGCUCUAAUGUCCGUCAGCUCUUUCAUCUCCCUGGCUAGCUCCUCUGCCCUGGAGUUCAGCAGAAUGACAGUGAAGAUUCCACCGGCGACCAGAUUCCACACCCAGGAGACGGUUUCCCCCGUGUUGCUCUCCAGGAAACUUUGCAGAUUCAUGCUGAUAAUCUCUACGCAGUGAGGAAGGAAGGGAUCGGAGAGAGAGAGAGAGAAAUGGGUGCCUUUUCUGCCUAG